Molecule: messenger RNA, 2405 nt
Organism: Zootoca vivipara (common lizard)
Lineage: Eukaryota; Metazoa; Chordata; Lepidosauria; Squamata; Lacertidae
Gene: SAR1B
Product: secretion associated Ras related GTPase 1B
Biological process (GO): intracellular protein transport
Molecular function (GO): GTPase activity; GTP binding
Source: RefSeq, a predicted model, not a curated record
CCGUAAUCCGGUGGGACCCGGAAGGAAGGAGCCGGCGAGGGGCGGAGCGGAGGAGAGGAGAAGAGCCGAGCCGAGCGGCCUCGGGCUCCUGUGUUGGUGCCGGGCGGAGCUGAAGACGGACUGGCCCGGAUCCCAAGCUCUCGGUAGCGGAACCUGCAAGAUUUGGACAUGUCCUUUAUAUUUGACUGGAUUUACAGUGGUUUCAGUAGUGUACUACAGUUUUUAGGACUGUACAAAAAAACUGGUAAGCUAGUAUUCCUUGGUUUGGAUAAUGCUGGAAAAACGACUCUCCUGCAUAUGCUUAAAGAUGGCAGACUGGGUCAGCAUGUCCCCACACUACAUGCAACUGCAGAAGAGCUGACAAUUGCUGGUAUGACUUUCACUACUUUUGAUCUAGGCGGACAUACCCAAGCUCGCAGAGUGUGGAAAAACUAUCUGCCUGCCAUCAAUGGGAUUGUCUUUCUGGUGGAUUGUGCAGAUCGUGACAGACUGGCUGAAUCAAAGCAAGAAAUUGAUGCACUUAUGACAGAUGAAACUAUUGCUAAUGUGCCUAUCCUAAUUCUUGGUAACAAGAUUGACAGACCAGAAGCCAUCAGUGAAGAAGGGCUAAGAGAGAUGUUCGGUUUGUAUGGCCAGACAACAGGAAAGGGGAAUGUUUCAGUGAAAGAAUUGAACACCCGACCCUUAGAAGUCUUCAUGUGCAGUGUGUUAAAGAGACAAGGCUAUGGUGAAGGAUUUCGUUGGAUGGCACAAUACAUUGAUUAAUGCCAAAAUCACAUUAGUACAUACUAUCCCAAGCCUGUUCAUUAUUUGAUCUCUCAGUGUACAUAACUUGAACUCAAUAGACUUUGGUUACAAUAGCGUAUUUUUUUUAUUAUUGUAUCAAUUGUGUUAAAUUUUAAGUGUAAAGACUGAAAACGGAUUUUAAGCAAGUUUGUCAAUUUGGAUCUUGUAACAUUAGUCUCUAGUCCUAUAAAACCACUUUCUUUGGGGAUUCAUAGCUUGUCUCUUGUCUGCAGUCCUUUUUUGUGUGACAGUGACUUUCUAGCUCAGUAUGUGUUUUUUUUGAAUGCACUUUUUAACAGCUCAACUCUGCAGACUUGUUGGUCAUAUAUAAUGCUCAUCAUGUUAAAUUUUUAUGUACUUUUUUCAAAACUGGUUUUAUAAAUGUAGAGUGUAUAACCACCUCUCAAAGAAUAGUAAUGAAUCAGCUUACGGAUAAUUGCAUGAUGCCUUACAGUUUUCAACAAUAUACUUUCUUAUGCAACGUCAUGCAAUAAAACUAAAUCCCAUUUCUUGACACCUUUAAUGGGAAAUACUUCAUUUUAACGUGUCUUAACCUAGUAAGGAUGUCUUAAAAUGUGAAUAUGUGGGGUAGCUUUUAGAAAUGCAGUAUAAUUUCAGUGCACUGUAGAUUUUUAAAAUUUAUUUAUCUGAUUAUUUUUUUGCUGGGAAUUAAUCCAAUUAAUUUUAACCAUGUUUUCUGAGUAUCAACAUUCAUUCACAAUUCUCCACGUUGUACAGCAAGAGGUACUAUGAUCUCACUGUAUCAUAGUACUAGUGAAUGCCUGGAUUUCAUGCAGGAAUUUAAAGAACACAGGAAGAACAAAAGGCUUUGUACCCUGCUGCAUCCAUAGGUUAAACAGUGUUUUGCACAAGCUUUUGGGAUGUGGCAAAGGUGGAUAAUUUAGGAUGGCAGUCUAUUGGCCUAAGGAAUAGGGCAGUGUACUCUGCACUUAAGAUCUACAAGAUUUUCUAGAUUUUGUUCACUAGGUUGAGGCCUCUGAGUGUAGCUGUUAUACCCCCUACCUUGAGCAGUUUUUAUUCCUCUUGGAAGUGUUUGUGCAUUCUGUUAGUUGCUAUGCCGUGUUUGUUAUCUCUUAUCAGCCAGUACUCCCUAGGAAGGAGAUUCCAAGUUACCCAUUUUGGCUAUGAUACAAUGCUUUCUUUAAUGAACUGUUCAUGGGUUGAUGAAAUUGAUAGCCGUCGUGCAGAGAAGAAGCUUUGCAGUUACCUCAUUCAUGAGUAGGUACUACAUUGUGAUUUUUGUAAUAUUUUAGCAAAUGGAAUAGUUUAAGAUUCUUGGCCGAGGUGAUUGAUCUGGGGUACUACCUACAAAGGUAACCUGGCAGAGUAGACAUCUCCUUAAUUUGAGAGUCACGUGAGGAGCGGGGACUUGGCUCCUUCCUGUCACAAUAAACAAUUAUUGUGGCACCCGAACAUAACCUAUGUCAUGUAAUACAUCGAAUACUUAUUUUUGAAGUAUGGUCAGAGAUUGUUAUAACGUUGAGACUUGGAGGAUAGCUUUUCUAUGUAUCUAUAUCCGAGUGUGGCUGCUGCUACUUGGUACCUGAUUUAAACUCUGCUUACCACUGUACUAUGCAAGUAAAACCAUUUUAAACUGG